This is a messenger RNA of Suricata suricatta (meerkat), 839 nucleotides long. RefSeq names its product dual specificity phosphatase 21 (gene DUSP21). The coding region runs from base 93 to 647 and encodes 184 amino acids. Gene Ontology annotation, biological process: protein dephosphorylation. NCBI's taxonomy places the organism in Eukaryota, Metazoa, Chordata, Mammalia, Carnivora, Herpestidae. Gene Ontology annotation, molecular function: MAP kinase tyrosine/serine/threonine phosphatase activity. The transcript has a single exon. The record is from RefSeq and is a predicted model, not a curated record.
CUCAGACCUCUCAGCCACCGCUGCUGCUUCGUGACCACACCAGAGUUCGGUGCCCUGAAGCUCCCGGAGAGAGUGCGCUGUCCGCCGCCGCGAUGACAGCAUCUCCAGCUCCACUCCCGGCUCUGGCGGCCCAGCAGCCCACAGUCCAGGGCCUGUCGCAGAUCACCAGCUGCCUAUUUGUCAGCAACGCUGCGGCUGCCAACAACAAGAGCCUUCUGUCCAGCAACAACAUCACCACGGUCAUCAACGUCUCGGCGGAGGUGGUCAACAUCCUUUUUGAGAACGUCCACUACGUGCAGGUGCCGGUGACCGACUCUCCAAACUCGCGCCUCUACGAUUUCUUCGACCCGAUCGCAGAUCACAUCCACAACGUGGAGAUGAAGCAGGGCCGCACGCUGCUGCACUGCGCCGCGGGGGUGAGCCGCUCGGUGACGCUCUGCCUGGCCUACUUGAUGAAGUACCACUCCAUGUCGCUGCUGGACGCCCACACCUGGACCAAGUCGUGCCGCCCCAUCAUACGUCCCAACAACGGCUUCUGGGAGCAGCUCAUCCACUACGAGUUCAAGCUGUUCAGCAAGAACACAGUGCGCAUGGUCAACUCCCGCGUGGGCCUGAUCCCUGACAUCUACCAGAAGGGGUCCGAGUGAUGAUGCCGUAGGGGCUGGCCGCUGACAUCUGCUGACCGGACGACGGCAACCCUGAACCUGAACUUUGAACCUUAGCUGGUACAGAAACCUGGAUGGAGCUGUUUCGAAGGGCAAGCCAAAGGGAAGGGCUAUUGGACUUUUUAGCUGAGUAAGGUUUAGCUUUAAAGAAUAAAAUUCAUUCAUUGUGACAUA